Molecule: messenger RNA, 747 nt
Organism: Caenorhabditis bovis
Lineage: Eukaryota; Metazoa; Nematoda; Chromadorea; Rhabditida; Rhabditidae
Source: the annotation of a GenBank genome assembly
AUGUACCACAUUUUAAUAGGUUUAUCAUGGAUGAUGAUCGUCAUCGGCAUCCUCACGGCAUUCUAUCUCACGUUCAAGACAGCGGCUGGGUAUGGGCGGUACGCUAAGGCAUCACGGGUAACAGUGCCUGCAAAAAUUUGCUGGUUUGUCCAGGAGGCGCCAGCGUUCUUCAUUCCUCUCUAUUUUACAUUCUACUGGCAGACAGCAUACGGGCUUCUCGCCAAUAGCCUUUUUAUGUAUCACUAUGCCUAUAGAACGUUCGUCUAUCCGUUCUCGCUGAAAUCCGGAAAUAACACGCCGCUUCCGAUUUUCAUCGCCGGUUUUUCGUUUUGCGUCAUCAACGGCUUCAUGCAAGGCGCCUGGAAUUCGAAAUAUCAAAUGAAUUUUGGAGAAUUGUCGACAUUUCAAACGAUGCUUAUGAUUGCUGGAAUUCCAAUUUUUGUCGCCGGUCAUUUAAUAAACAAACAAUCGGAUUCGAUUCUCUCGAAUUUGAGAAAACCAGGCGAGACGUCAUACAAGAUUCCGAAGGGCGGCAUGUUCGAAUAUGUCUCGUGCGCGAAUUAUUUCGGAGAAAUCGUCGAAUGGUGCGGCUACGCCAUGUUCACCCAAAGCCUUCCAAGUGUGGCGUUCGCCAUCUUCACCGCCAGCAACAUCGGACCACGCGCGCUCACCCACCAUCAAUGGUACCUCGAGAAAUUCCCCGAGUACCCGAAGCAGCGCAAAGCAGUUAUUCCAUUCGUUUUGUAA